CUGAUGUGUAUACAGGGGUGGUAGUUAUCCGAUACCCGAGUUUAAAGCGGGGCCGCGGUCCAGGAGGUUGCUUGUGCACGGCCACGGAUGAGUAUAUACAACCCGAGACAUCAGCACUCUAUCUACUCUAAAUAAAAAGGCCGCUCCACAUUACAAUACAACAAACAAAUAAUCUCUCUCACAAACCCACACACAACACACACACACACACACACACACACACACACACACACACACACACACACACACAAUGUCAACCCCACAAUCACGCCCAGGCCUCCUCUACAUAAACUCAGGCAUCAAGGACCCAGCCACACUGUCCCCUCACCAGUAUACCCAGGUCUACAAAGACAAGCACAUCCCCGACGUCGUCGCAACAGGCAGUCUCCACAGCGCAUCCUUCUACUACGGCGCCGCCGACCCGUCCGCUGCCGCUGCCGCCACCAUCACCACCCUCCCGUACCUCGUGCUCUACCACUUCGACGACCUCGCACACGCACUCACAUCCGCGCUCCCGGCCGUGCCGCUACAGUACAGCGGCCUCCCCGGCAGCGGCCGUCUCCCGGACCUAGCACAUUUCGACACGCGCAGCUACGCGCUGUGCGCACACAACAAGCCGCAUGGCGUGGCAUUUGGUACGUCGACUGUAUUUGUAUUCUCGAAAGCGGGGAGGGGGGCCCUCCGUCUAUGUAUUAUCAUCACCUUAUGGCGGCGGCUACGGCGGAAGCCACGACGAUCAACCAGAACAAAGCCGACCAAUCGAGCUACUAAUUAGGCAAAGCAGCCUCUCCUCAGCGUAGUGCUCAUGACAUGAUGCCCCUCGGACGAGCGUCACGGCGCAAUGACGUCGCGGCGUGGUACGCGGACGAGCACUUUGGCAUGCUGGAUGGCGUGCCGGGAUAUCUGGGCAGCCUAGCGCUAUGAGCUCGUAGCCGGACCAGGGACAGAGCCGACGACAACAGUGCUGCCGAAGAUGCUCGUGCUGCACGAGUUCUCGGGCGCGGAGGUGUUUACGAAAGGCUCGGCGGGGCAGAAGGCGUUUGCGGGCGAGCAUGACGACGGUGUGGGCGAAGAGGGGUGAUGGGCGGGAUAUCACGGCGGCGGAAAGCAGGAUGUACGUACAGGUUGGGGGAGGUAUUAUGACGGUAGGGUCGGGGCGAGGAUGUGAUUCUGUUGGCUUGAGGACUGCACGCGAGAGAUGCAUUUGGGUUGGCUUUUUGAUGCAGGAAAUAGAUGCAUGGA
Messenger RNA from Pseudovirgaria hyperparasitica, 1242 nucleotides. RefSeq lists its product as uncharacterized. Lineage: Eukaryota; Fungi; Ascomycota; Dothideomycetes; Acrospermales; Acrospermaceae. Bases 251 to 775 code for a protein of 174 amino acids. The transcript has a single exon. The record is from RefSeq and is a predicted model, not a curated record.